Spinacia oleracea (spinach) is the source of this 944-nucleotide messenger RNA. Its product is annotated as germin-like protein subfamily 3 member 4. NCBI's taxonomy places the organism in Eukaryota, Viridiplantae, Streptophyta, Magnoliopsida, Caryophyllales, Amaranthaceae. The transcript has a single exon. The coding region runs from base 64 to 759 and encodes 231 amino acids. The record is from RefSeq and is a predicted model, not a curated record. Gene Ontology annotation, molecular function: manganese ion binding.
UCUUCUGCAAGCUUAUCAAGCACAUAGAACUCGCAAAACCUUAAGAAAAUACAAACACAAAAAAUGUUUAACUCUUGGCAUGUCAUCUCAUGUUUUCUCUUCAUUAGUAUUAUCCUCAAAGUUUGCUUAGCAGACAACGACAACCUCCAUGAUAUCUGCCCUGCAGCCACCCCAACUUCAAAAACUUGUGACGCUGCGACUUUCAUCAACGGCCUUCCUUGCAAGGACCCAGCAAAUAUAACAGCCUCCGAUUUCAAAACCUCAUACCUCAAACAUCGUGGGGAUACCUUUAACUUCCUCCUAUCCUCUACAAACAUAGUGACUGCAGCUGAAUUCCCGGGCCUUAACACCCUGGGCCUCGGAUUGGCCCGGACAGAUUUGGAGGUAGAUGGUAUAGUGACCCCACACUCUCACCCUAGGGCUGCAGAGAUACUCUUUGUAAGCAAAGGAGUUGUGACAGUCGGGUUUAUUGACACCAGUAACCAGGUGUUUCAGAAGGUUCUAAGAGAAGGUGACGUGUUCAUCAUCCCAAAGAGUAUGCUUCAUUUCUGUUUCAACGUUGGAUAUGAGUUUGCCACCAUUUUCUCUGUCCUCAACAGCCAAAAUCCAGGUCUAAUUGACAUAUCAGGUGCCGUGUUUGGUUCUAGCUCUGAGGCGGCCACAAAGAUGAAGGAAAGAGUUGUAUCUCUUUCUUCUCUAAACAAGGCUGAUGCCACCAGCUCCCAAACAACAUUUUCACACCAACAUACAGAAUUAUAAGAUGGGUUUAAUUGCUUUGAAUUUUCGUCAUCUUGCUUUUCUUUUCCGGGGUGUGCUUGCGUGAAAGUGAGCAACUCCAAAUGUAAAGUUAAAUUAUGACUUGAUAUUGUAUGGUUGCAUCUUCAUGCCUAAUUAGUAAUUACAUUCUUUUUCAGAUAUAAGAGAAGGUCACGAAAUUUUUACUA